CUUGCAGUUUGGAAUCAGUUCCUGCUCUGCAGCAGUCACUUGGGCAUUUUAUGCUCACCUCUCUUUAAUGGACAGGAACAAAAAAGCCUUGCAGCAUACCAGUGAACUAAACAGGAGCUGACCACAGGGGAGAAUCUGAUGCAAACAUAAAGACUGUUGGGACUCUGUGACAUAAAUCACCAAGUUGAAAAGCCAAAGAAGGUUUUCAGAGGAAUGCAAAAGGAACAGGAGUUUUAAAAGCGGGAAGUUGAAAGCGGAACUCCAUAAGAUGAAUUUCACCCAGCAUCGUGGGACACUCCAGCCUCUCCAUUUUUGGAACCACAGCUACAGACCGCACGGAGGUGCCAGCGAGCCAAAUGCAAAGGGCCACUCCUCGGGAGGCUGCUACGAGCAACUCUUUGUAUCCCCUGAAGUGUUUGUGACUCUGGGCAUCAUCAGCUUGCUGGAGAACGUCUUGGUCAUUGUGGCGAUAGCCAAGAACAAGAACCUCCAUUCACCCAUGUACUUCUUCAUCUGUAGCUUGGCAGUGGCUGACAUGCUAGUGAGUGUAUCUAAUGGAUCAGAAACCAUUGUCAUCACGCUGCUAAACAACACAGACACAGAUGCACAGAGCUUUACCAUAAACAUUGACAAUGUCAUUGACUCAGUGAUUUGCAGUUCCCUGCUUGCAUCAAUUUGCAGUCUUCUCUCAAUAGCAGUGGACAGGUACUUUACUAUCUUUUAUGCCCUCCAGUACCAUAAUAUCAUGACAGUGAAACGUGUAGGUGUUAUCAUCACAUGCAUCUGGGCUGCUUGCACAGUCUCAGGCAUUUUGUUCAUCAUUUACUCUGACAGCAGCGUUGUCAUCAUCUGCCUUAUUAGCAUGUUCUUCACUAUGCUCAUUCUCAUGGCAUCCCUCUAUGUCCACAUGUUUAUGAUGGCUCGGAUGCAUAUAAAAAAGAUUGCUGUUCUUCCAGGGACUGGUCCUAUUCGCCAAGGGGCCAACAUGAAAGGGGCCAUCACUCUCACCAUCCUGAUUGGAGUUUUUGUUGUGUGCUGGGCUCCAUUUUUCCUGCACCUGAUUUUCUACAUCUCCUGCCCCUACAACCCUUACUGUGUAUGCUUCAUGUCCCACUUUAACUUCUACCUGAUCCUCAUCAUGUGCAAUUCCAUCAUUGAUCCACUAAUCUAUGCAUUCCGGAGUCAGGAGCUCAGGAAAACAUUCAAGGAGAUUAUAUGCUGCUGUAGCCUGAGAGGGCUUUGUGAUUUCCCUGGCAAAUAUUAAACCAAAUGGAUGUUACUGUGUACACAACAUGCAGCACAGAUUUCCAAGCCUUCAGAUCCUCUUUCUCAGCAGAAUUUGCUUUAAACCUUUAAGAGUGAGCACCUCUUUCUGUCUCCCCUCUCUCUCAUUCUUGUAUCCUAUUAGCAUGUAAUUAAUAUUUCUUAAAAAUGUUUGUGAUGUCUACAGUUUGUAAUUUAUUUAGCUGGAAAGAGAAGUAGCACUUCAUAGCAGUUU
Lepidothrix coronata (blue-crowned manakin) is the source of this 1498-nucleotide messenger RNA. It is a transcript of the gene MC4R, whose product is annotated as melanocortin 4 receptor. Gene Ontology annotation, cellular component: membrane. The transcript is spliced from 2 exons. Gene Ontology annotation, biological process: G protein-coupled receptor signaling pathway. The record is from RefSeq and is a predicted model, not a curated record. Gene Ontology annotation, molecular function: melanocyte-stimulating hormone receptor activity. Lineage: Eukaryota; Metazoa; Chordata; Aves; Passeriformes; Pipridae. The coding region runs from base 269 to 1264 and encodes 331 amino acids.